GCCUAUGCAUGUAAUAGCAGCAGCAUUUGACUGAUCUUAGCAACUCAGUCGCAUCCAAUCUCAUAUUGGAAUUUGGAAGUGAAGGUCAAGGGAAUGUUUCCAAGCCUAAGGCCCAGACCAACAGCGGCCCGCGUGCUGCUAAACUCCGGCGGGCGCUCCAACCGGCCCCGCUGUUUUCGGCCAACAAUCUUUGCCUCGUCUUGGUUUUGCACCGCCAAACAACACCCCGCAUCUACAUCUGCAUCUGCAUACACUUCCCCAUCCAUCAUGACCCCCCCCACCGACCGCCGCCCCAUCAUCAUCUCCGGCCCCAGCGGGGUCGGAAAGGGCACGCUGUUCAACAUGCUCUUCGAGAAACACCCGGAUACGUAUACGCUAUCCAUCUCGCACACGACGCGCAGUCCGCGCCCGGGCGAGAAGCAUGGCGUGAACUAUUACUAUGUGACGAAGGAUGAGUUCCGGGACUUGAUUGCGCAGGAUAAGUUUGUGGAGAAUGCCCAAUUCGGAGACAACUUCUACGGAACGAGCAAAAUGACCAUCGAAGAGCAGACCGCCAAGGGCAAGGUCGUCGUGCUGGACAUCGAGAUGGAGGGCGUGAAGCAGGUGCGGAACUCGUCGAUUGGGGCGCGCUACGUCUUUAUUGCGCCGCCGAGUGAGGAGGAGCUGGAGAGGAGACUGCGCGGGCGGGGCACUGAGACGGAAGAUAGUGUGCUGAAGCGGUUGGCGCAGGCGAAGAAGGAGUUGGAAUUUGGGCGGCAGGGGGGUUUGAUAAGGUUAUUGUGAAUGAGGAUUUGGACAAGGCGUAUAAGGAGUUGGAGGAGUGGGUUUAUGUUUAGGAUUAUCCAUCAUGGGGUUGGGGGUUGUGUGUGUGUGUUUUGGAUUGCGUUAUACACCGUUGUCGUAAUUUUGUUUUA
This is a messenger RNA of Aspergillus campestris IBT 28561, 914 nucleotides long. Its product is annotated as guanylate kinase. Lineage: Eukaryota; Fungi; Ascomycota; Eurotiomycetes; Eurotiales; Aspergillaceae. Gene Ontology annotation, biological process: purine nucleotide metabolic process. Bases 94 to 783 code for a protein of 229 amino acids. Gene Ontology annotation, molecular function: GMP kinase activity. The transcript is spliced from 3 exons. The record is from RefSeq and is a predicted model, not a curated record. Gene Ontology annotation, cellular component: cytosol.